UAACAAUGUUGCUGUGGAAAAAACAGGUAAAGAUUGCGCAUGCGUCUUCCGGAAGCGUGUUUCAUGUGGAGGUCAGAGCGGAAGGAGCUUUGAUAACAACCCGUGGGACCAAUGGCAGCACGACUGUUAGAGACGAUUGGAAAACUUGGCCUGGGAUUGGCUGUGGCCGGAGGGGUGGUGAACUCCGCAUUGUAUAAUGUGGACGCUGGACACAACGCAGUGAUGUUCGAUAGGUUUCGAGGGGUGCAGGAUGUGGUUACUGGUGAGGGAACCCAUUUCCUUAUUCCCUGGGUCCAGAAACCCAUCAUUUUCGACUGUCGCUCUCGCCCUCGCCAAGUACCUGUUGUUACAGGUAGCAAAGAUCUACAAAACGUUAACAUUACACUGCGUAUACUUUUCCGGCCCAUGGCCAAUCAGUUGCCGCGGAUCUUCACCACCAUUGGAGAAGAUUAUGAUGAGAGAGUCCUGCCCUCCAUCACUACUGAGAUCUUGAAAUCUGUAGUGGCCCGGUUUGAUGCAGGCGAGCUAAUCACACAGAGAGAGCUGGUGUCCAGGCAGGUGAGCGAGGAUCUGAUGGAGAGAGCAGCCACCUUUGGUCUCAUCCUGGAUGAUGUUUCACUGACACAUUUGACAUUCGGUAAGGAGUUCACGGAGGCCGUAGAAGCCAAACAGGUGUCCCAGCAGGAAGCAGAGCGUGCCAGGUUUAUCGUCGAGAAGGCUGAACAGCAAAAGAAAGCAGCCGUCAUUUCAGCAGAAGGAGACUCCAAGGCAGCAGAGCUCAUUGCCUCCUCACUAGCGGACGCUGGAGAUGGGCUCAUCGAGCUGCGCAAACUGGAAGCCGCAGAGGAUAUUGCGUAUCAGUUGUCUCGGGCUCGUAAUGUCACUUAUCUGCCCUCAGGACAGUCGACGUUAUUACAGCUGCCACAAUAAUCGGAUGAUCCGCUGCCACCCCAUUUUUUAUUUUUGUCCCUAACAUAGGUUUUUGUUAUUGUCCCUGUUACCUUGAGAGAUGUUACAGAAGAUUGAGUAUGAAGGUGAAUCUCCUGCAGAGCAGCCUUAAACGGAACGGACUUUAACCAUAGAGCUAUUUGAAUCCUGCCCUUAUAUUUCUGCAUUUUCAAUUGAAUACAAAUGUUUUUCAAUGGAGGGCGUGAUACAUUCUUGUUUGAUGCACUUGUAUAUGUCACAAGUAAAAUCUGGCCUAAUGUGGCUUAAUAAUAAAAGUUCUUUCUCAGAGGAUAA
Molecule: messenger RNA, 1242 nt
Organism: Xenopus laevis (African clawed frog)
Lineage: Eukaryota; Metazoa; Chordata; Amphibia; Anura; Pipidae
Gene: phb1.L
Product: prohibitin L homeolog
Exons: 7
Coding region: 112-930 (272 amino acids)
Biological process (GO): mitochondrion organization
Cellular component (GO): membrane; mitochondrion; mitochondrial inner membrane
Source: RefSeq, a predicted model, not a curated record